AUGAAGCUCUCGCUCUACUUAUCCGCUAGUGCGACCCUUCUGCUGGCAACAGCAGCCCCAGAUGAGCCCUCGCUCGCUGAAGCCAUGAGAAGCCUCGAACCAAGUGACGGCAUAACUUGGCUUGCAGAUGACGGAGUGUUGCGUAGUUUCAACGCUGCCCGUGACACUGUCGUUGACUACGCCCAACUCAACGAGCGCCAAAUCGCUGAGUACAUCGAGAGAUACGACAAGAACCGAACGGGCAUGUCAGGCGUGUAA
Molecule: messenger RNA, 258 nt
Organism: Alternaria ventricosa
Lineage: Eukaryota; Fungi; Ascomycota; Dothideomycetes; Pleosporales; Pleosporaceae
Exons: 2
Coding region: 1-258 (85 amino acids)
Source: RefSeq, a predicted model, not a curated record